AUGGCAUCCGCCUCUGCUGAAGAAGCAUUUCCCUGGCAUUUGGGUGUCUAUGAUGCUCAUUGCCACCCAACAGACAUCAUGGGAAGGGUAGCUUUAAUACCAGGAAUGAAGGCUCGCGUAUUGACGGUGAUGGCCACCAGAUCAGAUGACCAGGAGCUGGUAGCUCAGGUUGCAGAUACUUAUGGUGUGAAGUCUCGGCCCGAUAUUAGUGAAGAGAAGGGUCGGGAGUGUUUGAUUCCUUGCUUUGGCUGGCACCCGUGGUUCUCGCAUCAGAUGUAUGAUGACACGAAAGAAGAUGUCAUAGAAGCAGAUACAGCGGAAUUCAAACUUCGGCAUUACCAAUCUGUCUUGACUCCGAAGCCAGAAGACGUCACGUUUCUGAAGUCACUACCGCAGCCUCGAUCGCUCAAGGGAUAUCUUGAAGGUACCAGAAAAUAUCUGGAAAAGUAUCCAUAUGCACUCGUCGGAGAAGUCGGCCUCGACAAAGGAUUCCGUCUACCAGGCCCCUGGACCGAGGAACUAGAAAUUAGCAGAGACUUAUCUCUGACACCCGGAACCAGGGAAGGGCGACCAUUAUGUCCUCAGCGAGUUCAGAUGGACCACCAAAGAGCAAUUUUGACAGCUCAGCUCAAGUUAGCAUGGGAGAUGAAGCGAGCAGUAUCAGUUCAUGGAGUUCAAGCUCACGGCAUAGUAUUCGACACUCUACAAGAGUCAUGGAAAGGGUACGGUAGAGAGCCAUUGAGUAAAGGACAGAGAAAGAAAGUCGAGAAAAUCCCUCUCCCUGCUGACGAAUCAGAGAGUCCAGAUGAGGAGCCAGCGCUACGGAUUUGUCUGCACUCAUAUUCUGGCUCGCCAGAUCAGCUGAAGCAAUAUUUUCAGCGGUCGUCACCAGCUGAUAUUUACUUCUCGUUCUCCUCGGCUAUCAACAUGUCCGAUGUGCAUAGUGCAAAGGCGGAUGAGGUUAUCAAAGCAGUGCCAGAUGAUCGUAUUUUGUCGGAGAGUGAUCUACAUGUGGCUGGGGACGAAAUGGAUGCUAGGUUGGAGGAAAUUUGCCGACACAUCUGCAAAUUGAAGGGCUGGGGCUUGGAGGAAGGUAUCAAGAAGCUGGGAGAUAACUGGGUUCGCUUCAUUUUCUCCUGA
This is a messenger RNA of Cadophora gregata, 1140 nucleotides long. RefSeq lists its product as uncharacterized. Gene Ontology annotation, molecular function: hydrolase activity, acting on ester bonds. NCBI's taxonomy places the organism in Eukaryota, Fungi, Ascomycota, Leotiomycetes, Helotiales, Ploettnerulaceae. The record is from RefSeq and is a predicted model, not a curated record. The transcript has a single exon. The coding region runs from base 1 to 1140 and encodes 379 amino acids.